UUUGAGCUGCCACUAGCCCUCUUCUUGUUCUCUCUACUCUCUUCUCAUUUCUUCUUCACAAAACCAAAACCAAAACCAAAACCAUUUCUUUCUCUUUGUUGGUCAACUCUAAGCUCCACAAUCUCUCUCUCUCUCUCUCCCUCUCCUCUAUUUUCCAUACAAACCAAAUAGAGAUACUUUGUAUACUACAAAACACACACAUACACGAAUUCAAAUCAUUUUUUUCUUUAUUUUUUAACAAAAAAAAAAUCAAAAACAAACAUACACGAAUAUAUUCAUAAUUUUGUUUCAACUAUUUUAGUUUACUAUUCUGGAAAUUUUUUUCCAAGCUUUCUGAUAAUUACUUGGGAGAUAAGAUAAGAUAAGAGAAGAUGGCUGCUCCUCAAUUUCCAAAUGUUAAAAAACAAGGAGAGAAGAAAGAAGCUCUCAGAGUUGAUGAUAGCUUUCGAUUGGAAUCCAAUCAUUAUUCCCCUACCAAGCUGGAUAUUUCCAAGGAAGGAAGUCCUUCUGAGUCUUCUAUAACACCUUCUCUGAUGGAUUCUGUGGCUUCUGCCAAAGAAAAUCACGCCCAUAAUCAUUCUCAGGCUGCUUAUCCAAGCACCACCUCGUAUGGUUACUACUAUCCAGCAGGUUACAAUGGCUCUCUUGGAGAUUUUUACAACCAAGGAUACUACAUUGCCGGGAAUGCAAUGGAGCAACAAUACCCUGUUGUGCAAGCAGAUAGUGGAUCCUUUGUCUACAUGAUGCCCGGGCUCUAUCCUGGAUACGAUUCUUAUACACCUUACAUGCCUGUUAGUACUAUCACUGUUGAUGGACAAUAUGUUGGUCAAGAGGUUUACCCACCAAGUCCCAUGUUUCAGUCUCCCAUUCCUUCACCUGAGUAUGGUGCAACUCUCUCUCAUGGGGAUCUAGUGCAGGCACCCUACCUUUGGAGCUCAUCUCUUGUUGGUGAUGGAACUUAUGAAAAUGGAUAUGUUGGAUUGUUGGAAAUUCCAGCUUCCAAAACAGAUUUCUCCGUUCCAGUUGUUUCCAUGGCCCAACCACCUAAGUCUUCUAAACUUUCAGGCUCUGUCAAUCGUUCUUCAGAUGCUAUAUCAGGUCAAACCAAGAAGCUAAAGCCAUUGAACAAGGCCUCAUCUCAUACCCCAAGUUUCCACUCAGAUUUACCCGCCCAAGGUUAUUAUACAGUUGCAAAAUUUCCUGUCUAUGGUCCAGGAAAGAGUGGCUUGCUCUACUCAAACAACUCGGUUAAUUUGAAACCAAAUGUAAAGGGAUGGGGAGGCAGUGAAAAGUUAAAAGCAAGAAGCAAGGUUAACAGUGUUAGUCAUGUUACUUUACUCGAUGACAAGAAUCGUGAUACAGUUCAUGCAAAAAGUGCAUUGAGGUCUGGAGGGAAUGCUUCUCAGUCCUUGGCUACUGAUGAGGUUGGAAAUGGCGCCAGCAUAACUUCUCCAAUCAGGAGAGAUGAAUAUAAUCUUCCGGAGUUUUCAACCAAAUAUGAUCAUGCAUACUUCUUUGUAAUUAAAUCGUACAGUGAAGAUGAUAUUCAUAAGAGCAUCAAGUACAAUGUUUGGGCUAGCACACCCAAUGGGAAUAAGAGACUGAAUAGUGCAUAUCAAGAAGCACAAGAGAGGAUGACAGAUAAAGGGAGCAAGUGUCCUGUGUUCCUUUUCUUUUCAGUAAAUGCUAGUGGGCAGUUCUGUGGGGUAGCUGAAAUGACUGGACCAGUGGAUUUUAAUAAGAGUAUGGAUUUCUGGCAACAGAGCAAGUGGAGUGGUUAUUUUCCGGUCAAGUGGCAUAUCAUUAAGGAUGUUCCAAAUGCACAAUUGCGGCACAUAAUACUUGAGAAUAAUGAGAACAAGCCCGUAACGAAUAGUAGAGACACUCAGGAGGUGAAAUUCCAUCAAGGUAUCGAAAUCUUAAAUAUUCUAAAAAAUUAUGCUUUAAACACUUCCAUAUUGGACGACUUCGAUUUUUACGAAAACCGUCAGAAAAUUAUGCAAGAGAAAAGGGUCAGGCAAUCUGUGCCUAAUCAUGAUCUGCAGCCGAAGGUGGAAGAUUUAACUGCCAGUUUUCAGGCUGUAAAUGUAUCUUCUGCAAAAGACACCUGAGGGACUUCAUGCAGAGGCAGAGUGGAGGUAGAGAAAUGGAAAUGAAGUAUCCCAGAAGAUAAGCAGCCUCAUUGGUCAGCUUGUAAUAUUUGGUGAUGAUGCUCCUGAAAAAAUAAAAAUUAUUAAAAUGAAAAUCUCAAAUAUGAAAACCAGAUAGAAAAAGGGUUCACAUAGUGGGUAUGGGGGGCUGGAACUAUAGCUUUUGGUUGCAGCCAAUGAUUGAUAUGGCAAAUGGAGAUUUGUCACAGAAUAUGAAUGUUUUUCUUUUCCUUCUCUCUUUUGUUGAUUUCCCCUUCACAUGAUUUGUAGUUAUUGUUUCCUUGAUUCUGCACCCCCCCAACACCUUCACACAUACCUGUCUUCAGGGUACAAAUGUAAUUUUAGUACAAGCAAACGGGUGGUCAGUGGGUGGUGGUUGGCUUAUACUAUAAUGUUUCAACAAUAUCAAUAAUGAAGAAUAAGCAGUUUCCUUU
Molecule: messenger RNA, 2584 nt
Organism: Humulus lupulus (European hop)
Lineage: Eukaryota; Viridiplantae; Streptophyta; Magnoliopsida; Rosales; Cannabaceae
Product: YTH domain-containing protein ECT2
Exons: 8
Coding region: 372-2111 (579 amino acids)
Biological process (GO): mRNA destabilization
Cellular component (GO): cytoplasm
Molecular function (GO): mRNA binding
Source: RefSeq, a predicted model, not a curated record